Messenger RNA from Durio zibethinus, 766 nucleotides. RefSeq lists its product as uncharacterized. The record is from RefSeq and is a predicted model, not a curated record. Gene Ontology annotation, cellular component: plasma membrane. Lineage: Eukaryota; Viridiplantae; Streptophyta; Magnoliopsida; Malvales; Malvaceae.
AUUCUCCGACGACCUUUAAACCUCAAAAUUCCUGAUAUAAAUCCACACAUAUUUGAAUUUUCUUUCAUAUCCUCAUCAUAAUCAUCAAUCAGUAAAUCCACAAAAACUCUUCAAUCAUGUCAUCUUAUCAAAAGAGACAGCCUCUACCAAAAUUUGGUGAAUGGGAUGUAAAAGAUCCAGCCUCAGCUGAAGGAUUCACAGCCAUAUUUAACAAAGCUAGAGAUGAGAAGAGGACUGGUGAGAAUGUUUCAGUUGUAACCACUGAGGCUGCAAAACCACAGCAAAAACAUGCUGCAUAUAAGGAGAGAAACAAACAUAAAUUUUCCAUUAAGAGAAAAUGGUUUUGCUGUGCUUGAAAUCACUGCAACUUUUUGAGACAAAAAGAACUUGCUGCAGGAGCCAUUAGACAUUUUUUAUUGGUUGAUCAUCCUGUUUUGCUUUUCUUUUUUAGUGCCUAGUAUUUCCAUGUUUUUCAUGGAAUUUUUCUAGGCACUUUCUUUUUCCUUUUUUGAUUAAGUUAAGAGUUUGCAGAACUUUGCUUUAUGUGUUUUCCUUGUGAAAGGAGGCCAUUGUAAUGCUACAAAUUUUGCACAUUUUCAUUUGGGAUGGCUUCUUACUCUGUUAGUACUUAGCACUUUUAUUUCAUUGUAACAAAUACAAAAAGAACAGCAGUAAUGUACUAGUCCAAUAGAAGUUUUAACAGUGCAAAACGAAAUAAUGAAUCCCAUUUAUGAUCCCUUGUCAGCUUGGUGAAAGUGAUUUUUAU